This is a messenger RNA of Cicer arietinum (chickpea), 3959 nucleotides long. RefSeq lists its product as uncharacterized. The record is from RefSeq and is a predicted model, not a curated record. Gene Ontology annotation, cellular component: AP-type membrane coat adaptor complex. Lineage: Eukaryota; Viridiplantae; Streptophyta; Magnoliopsida; Fabales; Fabaceae. Gene Ontology annotation, biological process: endosomal transport.
UACUCAAACUCUAUAGUUGUAUCAGCCGCUUCAUUCGUCUUGAUUCUUUUCACUCACUCUCAUCCAGUUAGUUCUCUCAGCUUUUGAUUUCUUUUCCUUCGAUAUAUCUGAAAACCCACUUCCAAGUAAAACCGGUUCUGAACCGGUCCAAACCGGUUUGAUUUCGUCCAAGUGUAAGUGUAAGUAACUUAACGAACCGCAUAUCAGUUCUGGUAAUUACCUCUGUUCCGUUAAUUACCUCCGGUUCGGGAUGACGGCGCAGCCACCGUCGAAGCCUCACGAAUGGGAAACCCUAAUAGAGAAUUUUCAAUCCGGCACCGGAAUCGAAAAAUGGAACUCUCUCGAACCACCUAUCUCCGAUCUUCUCUUAUCCUCUCUUCUCCGCAAGGACUUUCCUCUUCAACUCAAACUCCAACUCCUCAUUUUCCUCGACGAAUUCUCCACUUCAUUCUUCCCUCACAAUCACCUCAACCGUCUCAUUGAAUCUAUCAAAAUCGUUCUCCAAUCACCUCUCGAAGCCUCCGUUUACUUCACUCCGUUAUUCAAGGAACACUUCAUGAUCUCCGUUACCUCCGUUAUCGUUUGUUUCUCCGAAGAAGAGAACGUUGAAACAGUAACGGAGAAUUUAGUUGAACUUCUGUUAACGGUUAUUAACCGUCCAAAUUUCGGUUCCGAUCGUCACACACGCGCCAUCGCCUGCGAGUGUUUGAGAGAAUUAGAACGAUCGAAACCGUGUUUACUUUCCGAUGUGGUUGGACAUUUAUGGAGUCUUUGCCAGAACGAACGAACACACGCUUCACAAUCUUACAUCUUGCUUUUCACAACCGUUAUUCAUAACAUUGUUCAUAACAAACUCAGUGUCUCUAUUCUCAAUACAUCGCAUCCUAUGCUCCCUUUCAACACGCCGCAGUGCGUGAAUCGAGACGAUUUUGGCUCUGAUUCGGGUUUGAAUACGAAGGAAUUGAGGAGAGCGUUGGCGUUUUUGUUGGAGUGGCCUCAAGUGUUGACACCAUGCGGAAUGAUGGAGUUUGUUUCUAUGGUGAUACCUGUGGUUGUGGCAUUGGAAUUGCAACCUUCAAUGCUUAGGGUUCAGUUAUUUGGGAUGAUUCAUUCUUAUGAUCCUCUUUUAUGCCAUGUUGUUUUGACUAUGUUUUUGCGUUUUAUAGAUGCUUUUGAUGGUCAAGGUGAGGUUUCUAAUAGACUCUUGUUGAUUUCAAGAGAAUCUCAUCAUUAUUUGGUGUUUCGAUUGUUGGCUAUUCACUGGUUGUUGGGUUUCAAUCAAUUGGUUUUUAAUAAACAACAAUCAUCAUAUAUUGAGAAGAAGAGUGAACAUGGAAAUGAAGCUUGUUCAAUUUUGUAUCCUUCUUUGUUUGAUCCAUUGGCUCUGAAAGCAUUGAAGCUUGACCUUCUUGCAUCUGGCUCUGUAUUGAGACUCAAAAGUGAUUCAAAUUCUAGUUCUCAUGAUGAUGAUGAUGGUUGGAUUGAUCCAGUGAAGGUUUUCGAACAGGGUCUGCUUUCUGUAUCGUCUUUUAAAUGGUUGCCUCCAGCGAGCACAGAGAUUGCGAUUGCAUUUCGUACCUUUCACAAGUUUCUUAUUGCUGGAUCAUCUCAUUCUGAUAGUGAUCCUUCCACCACAAGAAAUCUGCUGGACUCCAUGAUAUUUCGUACUUUGCAGGUGAUGCUAGUAAACAUGAUGUUAGAGAGUCGGAAACUUGUUCCUGUUGUUGCUGCAUUUGUGGACCGUUUAUUAUCAUGUAAGAAGCAUUCUUGGUUGGGUGAGCGCUUACUUCAGAAAUUUGACGAGCACUUACUUCCAAAAGUGAAAAUGGAUUAUAAGUUGGUUUAUUGCUUCCCAAUAUUUGAUAGAAUUGCUGAGAAUCAGACAAUACCUCCGAGUGGAUUGUUAGAGCUACUCACAAACUUCAUGAUUUUCCUUGUGGAGAAACACGGCCCGGAUACAGUGAUGAAAUCUUGGUCCCAAGGAAGCAGAGCUCUUGGAAUUUGUCGAACUAUGUUGGUGCACCACCAUAGUUCUAGAUUGUUCCUUAGAUUAUCUCGUCUACUUUCUUUCACUUGUCUCCAUUUUCCUGAUUUGGAAGUCCGGGAUAAUUCCAGGACAUACUUGCGUAUGCUGGUCUGCAUUCCGGGGAAGAAGCUUAGAGAGAUCCUAAGCCUGGGAGGCACACUCCUUGGGAUUUCACCUUCUUCACACCAAACCUCUUUCUUCAAUGUUCAGUCACCUCGACCUUCCCAGAGAUUCAAGACAUUUAAAAACUUAACCUCCUGCAUUCACUUUGAGCGUGUAACCCCAUUGCUUGUUAAGCAGUUUUGGUCUUUGUCUUUAUCAAGUUUAGUCGUGAGUAAUAGCAAACCUGAUUAUCUGGAGGGUAUCAGGGACCUCGAAGCCCCUAUCGAGGAUAAGGAAUUUUCUGACAGUUCCAAUUCUCAGGUCAUUACUGAAACUGGAAGAACAAGUCAAUCGCAUGAGCCGCUUCGUGUUAUGGACUCUAAAGUUGCAGAAAUUUUGAACACAUUAAGGAAGUACUUUUCCUGUAUUCCUGACUUCAGAUAUAUGGCAGGACUCAAAGUUAGAAUAUCAUGUAGUUUGAGUUUUGAAUCUAAUACUUUCAAUCGCAUGUUGGGAAUCAAUAACACUGCCACACCCCAGGAAGAGAUAGAUGCACUUCCCGCUAUAUAUGCUACUGUGUUAAAUUUUUCCUCUUCUGCACCAUAUGGAUCAAUUCCAUCAUCUCGUAUACCUUUUCUUCUUGGUGAACCUCACAGUAAAGAUCAUGCAUCUCAAAAUGCCGCCCUUAGUAUAGUUCCUAUUGGAAAUGAUUCUAGAAAAGAAGAAAACUAUAGAGCUACCGUUGUGAUCGAUUUGGAGCCAAGGGAACCGACACCAGGUAUAGUUGAUGUUCACAUUGAAACAAAUGCAGAAAAUGGUCAGAUCAUCCAAGGUCAACUUCAGGGAAUCACAGUAGGCAUAGAAGACAUGUUUCUUGAGGCCAUUGUUCCAUCAGACAUCCAAGAAGACGCAAGACCUCAGUACAACUUUAACUUGUUCACAGCUUUAUGGGAAGCAUGUGGCUCAUCCUCUAGCACCGGGCGGGAAACCUUUCAAUUGAAAGGGGGCAAAGGGAUUGCUGCCAUAAGUGGAACGCAAUCUGUCAAGCUUCUUGACGUCUCUGCGACCUCUUUGAUUCAGGCUACCGAGCGCCAUUUGGCACGCUUUGUUGUAGGUGUGAGCGGGGAGCCACUUAUUGAUGCUGUAUGGGAAGGGGGAAUCAUUCAGAAUGUCAUUUGGGAAGAUACUUCCCGUGAUGCCUCACCAGUUUCAAAUCACAAUUCAGGUCCACUUCGGCUUACAUACAAUAAUGAAGAGUAUGAGAAAGGGGCGAUUAUCAAUAGCAGAAAAAUAAACAUGGGUUGUUUUCUUGUUCUAAUAUUUCUUCCACCGCGGUUCCAUCUACUUUUCCAAAUGGAAGUUGGCGAUGUUUCAACUUUGGUUCGUAUUCGCACAGAUCAUUGGCCUAGCUUGGCCUACAUUGAUGAUUAUCUAGAAGCUUUAUAUCUAUCAUAACAGCUCUUGUUUCAUCUACAUUGAUGACUGCAUAAAGAUUACCAAUCCUCAAUCAGCUUGUGAUUAUGUAUGUCUUUUUUAUUCUUUUACAAUGUACAGUUUGUUUAUGCCAUCUGUGGAAUGUGGCUUUGCUGUUCAAUACGAACACAUUUUUGCUCAUGUGCAUUAAGAGGUACAUAAUUCUAAGAAGUUUCAGUUAUAUAAUUUUUUUUCCUUCAUGCAGUUUUAUUGCUUGAAAAUAAUUUGGUUAGGUAAACUUUGUUUGUUUGUUCAGUUCAGCUGAUACAUAGGAAUCAUAAAUAGGGUUAAAACAGCCCCUCCCCCAGUUCAUGUCUGGUAAAUUGAAUUUUGUGAAAUGAAAGAGUUUGUACUGUUA